GCGGGCUGGAGGGAAGCAGCGGCUGCAGGAUGGAGCGGGACGCGGGGCAGAGGCCGUCCGCCUUCGACCUGCCCAAGGUAGAACUUCAUGUCCACCUGGAUGGAGCCAUUAAGCCAGAAACAAUCUUAUACUUUGGCAAGAAAAGAGGAAUUCCGCUCCCUGGUGACACUGUUGAAGACCUCUUGCAGCAUAUCAGUUACACGGAGCCACUCUCUCUCACCCAGUUUCUAGAAAAGUUUUCUUUCUACAUGCCUGCCAUUGCGGGGGACCGCGAUGCUGUGAGAAGAAUAGCCUAUGAGUUUGUAGAAAUGAAAGCAAAAGAAGGUGUCAUCUAUGUUGAGGUCAGGUACAGCCCUCACCUCCUAGCCAACUGCAAAGUUCAGCCUGUUCCAUGGGACCAAGAAGAGGGCGACCUCACUCCGGAUGAAGUGGUUCACCUCGUUAAUCAGGGAUUACAGGAUGGAGAAAGGGAUUUCAACAUCAAAGCCAGGUCUAUUCUAUGCUGCAUGCGCCAUAUGCCAAGCUGGUCAUUGGAGGUGGUGGAGCUGUGUAAGAAAUACCAGAACAAUACGGUGGUAGCCAUAGACCUGGCUGGGGAUGAGUUGUUGGUGGCUGAGACCUUCCCAGAGCAUAGGAAGGCUUAUGAGGAAGCUGAAAGAUGUGGCAUUCAUCGCACUGUCCAUGCUGGGGAGGUUGGGUCACCGUCUGUCAUCAAGGAGGCAAUCAAUGUUCUGAAGACAGAACGGAUCGGCCACAGCUACCAUGUCCUGGAAGACCCAGCCCUUUAUAGGGAGCUGUUGAGUAGGAAGAUGCAUUUUGAGACCUGUCCUUGGUCCAGUAUCCUCACCGGAGCAUGUGAUCCAGACUUUAGGAAACACCCAGUAAUUCAGUUUAUGAAUGAUAAAGCCAAUUACUCCCUGAACACUGAUGACCCGCUCAUUUUUAAUUCUUCAAUUGAGACUGAUUACAAAAUAGCUAAGCAGUUCCUGGACUUCACUGAAGAGGAGUUCAAGAGAGUGAACAUCAAUGCCGCUAAGUCCAGCUUCCUGCCUAAGAAAGAAAAGAAGGAGCUUCUCAGUAAGCUGUAUGAAGCCUACGGGAUGGUCCCAAACAACCCAUCCUAAUCCUGCUUCUACCAGCCGGCAAGGUGCAUUCACCUCUCCCCAUGUGUGCUCGACUCCUCUUUGUUUUAGUGGGAGCAUAGGAGGAGGAGAUGCCAUGGCACCAACGCAUAAUACUGGUAUUAUUAUGCUGAGCUUUACAGUCCAAGGCAUACACUAUAAAGCAGUAUUUCCAUGGUUCCUACCAUAUAUACCUAUCUACAACACCCACGUACUAAAUAGAUAUCUGAUUUCCUAUAUUUCUGACCCUCAAAUGUACAGGUGGAGUUUUCUGGUCUGAUUCCAUUGUGGCUUAUGCCAGUUUUACAUCCUGGUGUAAAUGAGAGCAAAAUAAGGCCCUGUUUCUUUGUGGUGGUGGUAACAUUUUUAUGUGACUUUUUGGUGCUCUAGUUCCAUUGCUGAUCUACCUUAGUCCCUCUCUGCACUACAAAAGUAAUCAUGUUGAGCAGCAGCUGUGGUCAAACCAUGGUAGAAGACAGUUUUUUUCCCCCCACCUUGCUUGUGUGCGUCGAACUGGGUGAAAUUAUUUCAGCAAAUAAUUUAUUUGCUGAAAAAUGCAGCUUUAGUCUAUUGAUCAGACCUGACUGGACCAGGACCCAAGCUGAGCACAGCUGACCCGAGAGUGUCAAGUCUUUUUCGGAACGGACCUCCUGAACCAGCCCCCAUCUGCAUCAUCACCGCCAUCACCUUGUCCUUAGGGCUUAGCCUGGUAGGCGUUGGCCACUCCCGACUCCUCCUCUCUGGUCACCUCCUGCCCAUGGUGAUGCCUGCAUGGCCCCCUGCCAGCUGCCCCCACCUCGCUGCGCUGAAUGUGCUGCGAAGUGGGAGGUAUUGCAACUUGUCAGCACGCCCAACCCAGAGGGUCAGGUUUUUUCAGAUCUGACCCUGACAGACUUACUCUUCUUCCUUAUGAGGAAGAAAGAACUGAACGUGGGUCUCGCACAUUGCAGGAGACCACCCUACCCAUUGGGCUAUGGGAUAUUCUGGUGUGUGGCUUUCUCCCUCUCCCCUGUGAAAGCUGUUCUACUGUAUGUAAAUAAUUAAAUAGUCAUUAGAGCUGGGACUUCAACUUGGGUCUCCCACAUGCUAGGUGAGUGCCCUAACCACCAGGCUAUCAAGUCAUUUUCACUUUCUUCCUAGCCCAGUGACUCUUCAUUGUCAUUCAAAGUGGCAGUUCAUAGUCAUUCAUGGAGACAUUGAAAGUAAGUGAGAAUGACUCUAUAUCCUGAUGGGUAGGGCACUUUGCUGCAGUGCAGGGCGACCUAUUCAAAUCCCUUUUCCACAUCUGACAGAGGGGGAACUGAGCUCAGGUCUCCCACCACUGGGCUAAAGGUUAGAAGUGAGGUGGUCAUCCUCCCCCCAACCCCCACCCUGCAUUUCAUGAUUUCUUCUUUGCUUUUGACAAAUGCCCCAAAUUGAAAAAGGUCAUGUUGGAAUGAAACCUUUUGCUUCAACUUGACUUUUCAACUUUUUGAGUCACCAAUUUUUUUUUUUAAAUACUUGUUUUCAAUUCAACCCAAAAUGAAUUUUUUUUAAUUGUAUCAGAAUGGCCAGUGAACCGAAAAAUCCAUUAUUCACCCAGUUGUAGUGUGCAUGUUAUAAUCAUACGAGAGAACCCUCUUCUGACACUGGUAGAUACCUAAAUAAAUAGUUUAUUCACCAUUUAUUCUUGUUUGUAUGGAUAGAAAAGACAGUGUUAAAACACAGUUUGGCCAUAACGGUAUGUAAACAAGGUUUAUUUUGUAUUGUCAAUGGGGACUAAGAACAAGAUGGAAAAUGCAGCAGUGGUUGCACUUAGGCUUUUUGGUUGCAGAAAUACAGUAACUUUUUUUUUUUUAAUUUAGCAAUUAUUUUGUCCUUUUUUUAUUUAUUAAAAAAAAAAUCUGUGUCGCAAGACCUUAAAUCUCCAAAAUGUCACUGCAGAUGAGAGCAUAUAGCUUGGCUUCAGGACACCGGAGGGUAUGUUUGGGGAGUCCAGAGGCCUCCAGAGGUUUGCUGCAUGUACAUAUAAAGUUAGUGCACAUGUUUACAAUUUCAGGACAAAAUUCUCCUCUCAGAUUCUCCGCUCCAGCAUUCUGCACUUCACAUGUGAGUCAGACUCCCAGGGGCUGAAUUUUGCUCUUACUCUGUUCUAUUUUUUAUUUAUUUUUUUUAGAUUCUU
Molecule: messenger RNA, 3282 nt
Organism: Emys orbicularis (European pond turtle)
Lineage: Eukaryota; Metazoa; Chordata; Testudines; Emydidae
Product: adenosine deaminase-like
Exons: 11
Coding region: 30-1124 (364 amino acids)
Biological process (GO): negative regulation of adenosine receptor signaling pathway; purine ribonucleoside monophosphate biosynthetic process; adenosine catabolic process
Cellular component (GO): cytosol; external side of plasma membrane
Molecular function (GO): adenosine deaminase activity
Source: RefSeq, a predicted model, not a curated record